GUCAAUUUGUAUAUAACUGUUUGUAAAACAAAUUUUUAAAAUUACUGUGCCAAUUUUCAAUAAAACCACUUUUAAACUUAAAUAUCUAAAUUAGAAGAAUUAAUGAAUUAUACAAAAGAUGAAUUGGCUGCUGUUGCUCACUUUUACAUGGAUCAUUUGAAAAAUGCGCCACCAGAAGUUAGGAAUAUUUUAUUAUAUUUAGCAAAGAAUGCAUAUGAUAAUAAUGAUAUAGAGAAAGCUGUAUAUUUCCAUGCUAAGGCUUUGUGUAAUACCUUCGAUAGUAGAAAUAUUUUUGAAAUUAAUAGCUUGGAUUCUUAUGGAGAUACUUUCCUCGAAGAUGUAAUUUUCCCAAAGCAUUUUAAAGCUAAGAAAUCAAAAUCUAAUCCUUUGCUUGAUUUUGCAAAUGAAAAUUUUCCAAUAGCCGAAGUGAAAUAUGCUAAUAGAGAUUUUACAUCAGAUUUUGAUAUUACAGAAAAAGUUUUAGAAAUGAAAUCUUCAAUAAAAGAUAUGCCAGAAGAAUGGAUGGUGCUGCAAAUAACCAAAGAUUAUAAUGAGUAUAUGAGCCUUAAAACUAGAGAAGAAAAUGUAACUUCAAAAUUGCCGAUUUAUUUAAGUAUUUUGAAACAUUCAGCAGAUAAUAUAUUAGAUAAUUUUAUAUGCAUUAAGAUAGAGUUCAGUGAUUGUGAAUUGUUCAAAAACUUUUUUGAAAUUCAAGAAAAUUUUAAAGCAUUAUCUUCCGAUAGUUUAUCUCUUAAUAAUUGUGACGAAAAACUUAAAUUAAAGUACCUGAAAAAAAUUUUGCCUUUGGAAAAUCAAAUUAUUGCAAGUAUAGCAAAAUUAGAAAAGGAACUUGGUCCUUGGGUGUGUUUAUUCUCUGGAAAUUUGGAAAAUAAAGAAAUUGAGAGAGAGAUCCUACAUAAAGUUGGAACAUUUUGCAAAAAAUGUAAGUUAGAUAACAAUACUUCGAUCAUUCUUGGUCUUCUAUUAAAGGAGCCAAAAAAAUUAAUAGAAGAAAAUUGUAGGAUAGCUAGCGAAUAUCUCGCGGAUGGAAGGAGUAAAAGAAUUAAAAGCCUUUUGUACGAAUUUCUAAAAGAAAUGUCAGCAGAACUCUCGAAUAAAGAUAUGAAAAGUAAAAAGCCAUGUUUACUUAUAAUAGACGAACUUCUAGAUAAUUUUCCAUGGGAAUUUUUGAAUAAAUCGCAAGAGUUUUGUCGUAUUUCCUCAUUAAACAUCUUAAAUAAGAUUUUUUGUAAACAUAAAUCGAAAAUAAAUAAAGGUUAUUUAGAAAUAAGUGUUAAGUAUGGCCAUUUUUUGGUGAACCCGCAAAACAAUUUGAAAGAUUCAGAGAAUCGAAUUCGAGAAUUUGGAAGAUAUUGGUUACCAAAUUAUGAUUUUACAUUUGGAAAACAACCAUCACAAGAAAAAAUUAAGGAAAUUUUUAACUCAAAUGGUAUAUAUGUUUAUUGUGGGCAUGGUCACGGUAUGGAUUACUUAAAUCCACAUAAACUACACAUUGCUGAAAUAAAAAAUCCAGUUGUAUUUCUUUUUGGUUGUGAAUCUGUGAAAUUGUCAUCGAAAACAAGUUAUGGGGAAAUGACUGGUGAACAUUUAUAUUUCCAUAAAGGUUUGUGUCCCGCUGUUAUUGGGUGUAUUCAUAUAGCAUUUGAUUAUAGUUUGGAUAUAAUAGCAACAGAAAUUUUAAGUACAUGGAUUUCAUCUAAACAGAAACCUCAUUGGAGUUGUAUCGAUUUCCAAUUAUGGAGAAAAGGCAAAAUUGUCCCCUCUCAAAAAAAUUCCAAAACUAAACAAAUUCAAUAUGAGCCAAGAUUAGCUGCAAUUUUGAGUAAAAUUCGUUCUAAAGGUUCACAGAAGUAUUAUCACUUAAUACCGCUUGUGUAUCGCGGAAUUCCUGUAUGGAACAGCGAACUUGGCAAAUAACGUUCUCCGGAUGCAAUAC
Molecule: messenger RNA, 1957 nt
Organism: Condylostylus longicornis
Lineage: Eukaryota; Metazoa; Arthropoda; Insecta; Diptera; Dolichopodidae
Gene: Sse
Exons: 2
Coding region: 103-1938 (611 amino acids)
Biological process (GO): proteolysis; meiotic chromosome separation
Cellular component (GO): cytoplasm; mitotic spindle; centrosome
Molecular function (GO): cysteine-type endopeptidase activity
Source: RefSeq, a predicted model, not a curated record